GCAAUGCAAACAGCAUGAAUUACUUUGGUAGAUUUCUAUCCAAUUUUAAAGACUUUUACAAAGAGAUUAAUGCUGCUACUUUGACCGGUGCAAUAGAUGUUGUUGUGGUUGAACAAGAAGAUGGAUCCUACUUAUGUUCCCCUUUCCAUGUCAGAUUUGGAAAAAUGGGAGUCCUACGGAGUAGAGAGAAAGUUGUUGACAUAGAAAUAAAUGGACAGCCUGUUAAGUUACAUAUGAAGUUAGGAGAAAAUGGUGAAGCUUUCUUUGUGGAGCCAACGAUUGGCGAGGUUCCUGAAUAUUUGGCCACUUCUCCCAUUCAAUCAUAUGCCGAUCUUAUGGAAGCUGGCUUGAAAAAACUCAAAGAAGAAGCUGAAAAACAAAGUGCUUCGGACAGUGAACAAACACUAGACAUCACUGAAGUUGUGGAAGCAUUAAAAGAACCAUCAGAAACCUUAGAAAAUAAUAAAGAGGAACCCACUAAUAUUGUUGAAAUGACUAUCGACACUGGGGAUGGCACAACAAGAACUUCACAUGUGGAUAUCAGCACUAGGGGUAGUGUGUCAAACUUAUCGGAGAUAGAAAAUAGUAUAGCAUGUAAGCCUUCAUCACAUAAAACUGAAGAAAAUACUAUCUUCAUCGAAGAUGAGACUAAAAGCAGUAAGAAAACCAAAGUAAGAAGGAAGAGAAGAAAGAGUGGGAAAGGAAAGGAAAAUCGACCCAUACCUUUUGAACGAUGUGAUAGUCAGUCCAGUGUGUCGGAUAUUACAGGUAGAAGUGAGCUAUCAGAGGAAGACAUAUUUGAUCUUGAAAUCACAUCAGACGAAGAAGAGGACGCUAUAAAAAUGAAACCAUUGACGUCAAUGCAAAGUACAAAUGUAGUAGAACUUGGUGAAACCAUACACUCUGAUGAGGAGGACAAAUUAAAGCAAUUAGCAUCAUACCAUCCGUACAUUCCAGAUUUUCAUCCAUUCUCAGAUGGUGAUAUUACACCACAUAUGAGCCCUAUAAUGAGUCCGAGACCAGGCACACCUAAAAGUGACACAGAAGCAGAACUACAUCGUCUUGAUUCCAGUCUUCACCAAGAAGAUGAAGUCAAAUGGAACUGGGGAGAACUGCCAGAGCAUGUGAAACUGACAAAACAACAUUCCAAUGAAAAAAAUGAAGCUGACAAAGCAGAUGAAGCAACAGAAGGAGACAAAUCCACAACAACAGAAAGUCCUGAGGAAAUAGAAGCCAAACAGAAUAAAUCCAUGCUGGGUUCUAUGUUUCAGUUUAUGAGAAGGACAAAAAAAAUUAGACAUAGUCAGAGUAUAGAAGGUGGUAUCUACCUAGAAGACAUCAAUGAUGAAUUAGAUCCAGAAGUCGCUGCCUUGUAUUUCCCUAAAACGUCUCUACGAGUUGACAACCAGAUACGACCAAUCAAAGAUGGAGAUAAUGAUGAUGAAGACAUAAAAGAUGAAAAUAUUAAAGAUGAAGAGCAUGAUUCAGACAGACAGACAUCAGUACAGUCUCCUAACUCUAUCGAUGGUGGUGCAAGUAGUAUUGAUAGUGGACUGGAAACACAAACUACGUUUGAAGAUUCUAGCCUGUUAACUGCAUCCUUAUUACCAAGGGGUAAUAGUAGCACUAUAGCUUCAUGUACUAUUGAGGAACCAGGUGAACUACUAGAUGAUUUAUCAAUUUCUCUCUGUGGUGGACUUUCAGAAACAGAAGAGCCUGAAUUAGAGAAAUUUGAACAGUGCCUUGUUCACUUUGAUGACUUCUGUAAGAAUCCUGUUUUACUAUCUGAUCCUAAUCUGGUGCUACGACUUGGUGGUAAAUAUUACAAUUGGCAAACAGCUGGUCCUUUAAUUAUGUCAAUAUUGGUAUUCCAGAAACCAUUACCUGAGGAAUCUGUUGAGAAGAUUUCUAAAGAGAGUUCAAAGAAAGAAGGUCGAAGAUUAACUUCCUGGUUUUCUUGGAGACGAUCUAAUAAAGAUAUGGAUGAGAAAGGCAUAGAUAAAGCACUGAGUGAUACAAGUCAACCCAUUACACCCCCACCAUCACCUAAAAAGCAGUCAAGGAGAAAGAAUGACAGUUCAUCCAGUGAGGAUGAUGUACCUCGACGAAUGAAGAAGUCAAUGUCAUCUCACAAUAUUAGUGGUGAAUCUGAACACCAGAUCUCUAAAGAAAUGUACAGAAAAUCAAUCAGACUUUCUACUGAACAGAUUGCAAGCUUGAAUUUAAAGCCAGGAGCAAAUGAAGUUGUCUAUUCUGUAACAACACAGUAUCAGGGUACAAGUCGAUGCAAGUCCACUAUCUAUUUAUGGAAACAUGAUGAUAAAGUUAUUAUAUCUGACAUUGAUGGCACUAUUACUAAAUCUGAUGUUUUUGGUCAAAUUUUACCGGUGUUUGGCAAGGAUUGGACUCAGUCAGGUGUUGCUAAUUUAUACACUUGUAUUCAGAAGAAUGGCUAUCAAUUCCUGUAUUUGUCAGCAAGAGCAAUUGGUCAGUCAUCGAUUACAAAGGGAUAUUUGAAAAGUGUGAAACAAGAGAAACUGGAGUUGCCUGAUGGUCCGUUACUACUGUCGCCAACAUCACUUAUAACAGCUUUUCACAGGGAGGUUAUAGAGAAGAAACCUGAGGAGUUUAAAAUCAGCUGUCUGCGAGACAUACAAGCAUUAUUUCCAAGUAAAAAUCCAUUCUGCGCCGGAUUUGGAAACAAAAUAAAUGAUGUGUGGGCAUACCGUGCUGUCGGUGUACCAAUCUCAAGAAUAUUCACUAUUAACCCAAAAGGUGAAUUGAAAUAUGAAUUAACACAGUUCUUCCAGUCAACGUAUGAUAAACUGAGUGAUUUGUCGGAUCAUCUGUUUCCUCCAUUGCACCGCCAGGCAUCGUUUGAGUUUGACGCACCUGGAGAAUUCAGUAGCUUUACAUACUGGCGACAUCCACUGUGUGAAUUAGAUAAUAAUACAGUCUUGGAGGAAGAAGAAAAACCAAUGAAAGCUUCUAAGAAGUAAAACUUAGUUAGUAUUCAGUGUAAUAGUCUUAAAUUCUCACUAUUAAUUGUCAGUAGCUGAUUAAAUAGUUGAAAAAAUAUGUGAAACAAAAUGCAUUUUCUGAAUGUGUUUGACUUCUCUGAAACAUCUUUUAAUUCAAUGUGAACUAUUGAUCUAAAGUGGAACACCUACCGGGUACUUCAAAAGUAGAAAGUAUCACGUUUUUACAAGUCGAUUUAUAAUCUAACAUGUUGGUAUAGGACAUGUCUGUAUUAAAAUUUAUUAAAGUUUAUUUUCUCAAAAAGCAGCCAUUGUUCUAUUUAAUUGAUGACCAUGCCAUCCAACCAAGUUGACUUUAAAAUAGCUUUCAAAAAGUAAAAAAACAAAGGCUUUAUCAAAUAUAUAUAUUUUCAUGUCAACAAACAGUUUUUUUCAGAGUGGUUAUUCUGUUGGACAUCCAGGUAUUUUUUUUUUAUUUUGACUCCUUUCAUUUGUUGCUAGUGACACAGGUGUAGAUGAUUUGAAAUAUUACAUCUCCAAGCUGUUAUUAUAGACCAUACAAUUUUAUCAUAAAUAUUGCAAGCAAACGGUACUUUCCAUAUGAAGUGUAUAAAGUUAGUUAGUGGGUAUAAAUAAUAUAACAUGUGUGACGUUUCUUAUUAUCUGAACAUUUGGGUGAACGUAAAAACUAUAACUUUAUUCCUUAUCUCUU
Molecule: messenger RNA, 3690 nt
Organism: Saccoglossus kowalevskii
Lineage: Eukaryota; Metazoa; Hemichordata; Enteropneusta; Harrimaniidae
Product: phosphatidate phosphatase LPIN2-like
Biological process (GO): triglyceride biosynthetic process; cellular response to insulin stimulus; fatty acid catabolic process
Cellular component (GO): nucleus
Molecular function (GO): transcription coactivator activity; phosphatidate phosphatase activity
Source: RefSeq, a predicted model, not a curated record